Alligator sinensis (Chinese alligator) is the source of this 1220-nucleotide messenger RNA. RefSeq names its product ORAI calcium release-activated calcium modulator 1 (gene ORAI1). Gene Ontology annotation, biological process: store-operated calcium entry. The transcript is spliced from 2 exons. Lineage: Eukaryota; Metazoa; Chordata; Crocodylia; Alligatoridae. Bases 51 to 728 code for a protein of 225 amino acids. The record is from RefSeq and is a predicted model, not a curated record. Gene Ontology annotation, molecular function: store-operated calcium channel activity. Gene Ontology annotation, cellular component: membrane.
CCGCCGCCGCGCUGAGUCCGGCCGGUGCAGCCGGCGCUGCCGGAGGGCCCAUGAGCCUGAGCGAGCACUCGAUGCAGGCGCUGUCCUGGCGGAAGCUCUACCUCAGCCGGGCCAAGCUCAAGGCGUCCAGCCGCACCUCCGCGCUGCUCUCGGGCUUCGCCAUGGUGGCUAUGGUAGAGGUGCAGAUAGAGUCCAAUACCGCCUACCCUGCAGGUCUCUUGAUUGCUUUCAGUGCGUGUACUACUGUGCUUGUUGCAGUUCAUCUUUUCGCCCUCAUGAUAAGUACCUGCAUCCUUCCAAACAUAGAGGCUGUGAGCAAUGUGCAUAACCUCAACUCUGUAAAGGAGUCCCCUCACGAGCGCAUGCACCGGCACAUUGAGCUCGCCUGGGCGUUCUCCACAGUCAUCGGCACUCUGCUUUUUCUGGCAGAGGUGGUGCUGCUGUGUUGGGUGAAAUUUCUUCCGCUCCAGAACCCUGUUGUUCCAGUCCCUAACACCACUUACACCAUGACCCCUGGAAAGGCAGCAGCCAUUGCCUCGACAUCCAUCAUGGUUCCUUUUGGAUUAGUUUUCAUAAUAUUUGCGGUCCACUUCUAUCGGUCGUUGGUGAGCCACAAAACAGACAGGCAGUUCCAAGAACUGAAUGAACUUGCAGAGUUUGCACGGCUUCAGGAUCAGCUGGAUCACAGAGGCGACACCAUGCCACCUCCUGGCAGUCAUUUUGCAUAAAACCUGUACUAUUAUUUUUUUUUUUUUUUAUUUUUUUUUUAAUCUGCUUCUCAGCUUCUGCCCUGCUAUGUUGACUCCCCCAUGCAUGAAUUGCCUGUACUGUCUAUUCAAAGAGAGAUUUAGAAGCACUGUUCGGUUUUCACAGAAAGCACCAAACAUUGCACUGUCCCUGUCAGCUAUCCAGAAAUGCUAUGACAUGUAGAGGGCUGGGUGCUGAGGCAUGGCCAUAUUGAGCAUGCUUUUCUCAUCCCUCCUCCUGUUGGAUUAUUUAACAUCAGAACGAAACAGUGGCUAUGUAAAUGUGUCAGGAAAAUUUAAAUUCUAAGUCUUGGUGUUUGAUGGGGUGGGUCAGAAAGCCUGAUUUCUCCCUGCAUAUGAUGUUGGUGUUUGCUAGAAAGUAGUGCUCGUCCAAUACAUGUUGCAUGGCAAGAUACAAAUUACUUGGGACAUGCAGUAGUUAGCACACUGCUUCAGUGCUAGUGCUGAGCUUGC